UUACAGCGUGCCAAUCGGAAUGGUUUCUUUAAGCUGCACGGACGAAUCGGAAAAGGUCGAGUGAUAUUUCUGAGAGAUCGAUUCUCCGUGUGUCCGAGAACUUAAGCGUGUAGAGUAUGUGGUUUUGCGUGUCCCCCUCGAACCGAAUAGUGUGUAUCGAUUUAUUCAUCAAAAUAAUAUCUCCAUCAGACGGCAUUUAAGAAUCAGCCGGUAGUGAAGAAGAGGGCUAGUCAGUGUAUCUGCGUGACCGUUGCGAGAGAUUAGUUUAAUUCCGCUCGCUGGCCUGACCAAGUGAUGAGGCGGUUCGUUUCGUCCGGAUAGUUUUUUUUCUCUACGUGGUUUUCGAUCUGUUUUUCGUCUUUAGUAGCCGCGGCCGGUUCUACAUGUGUUGUGAUGUUUGAAAAAAUGUGAUUUCUAUAAUUCGGCGAACGACAGCUGAGUAUGUUAAAUCAAUUAGAGGCAGAAAUUCCGCGUGCGGCGAUGAAGAUUAGCGAAGGAGAAGAGACAUCAGCUUGAAGAGUGCGUGUGAUGUGUGGCGGGUGUAUUUGUGUUCCGAAGGAACAGAAACGCGGCACAUAGUUUUGCUUAUGAUUGAUGAGUGAGUCGUGAGCGCUGUUUGUUUACAAAAUUAUUCACUCCGUGCGACAGAGUGCGAACAGCGAAUACGACUAACAACCUCCGUUUGCAGAGUAUUAGUAGCAGUCACGGUUGACGAUGAUGAAGCGUGAAAAAUAACGUGCAUAAUAUUUUGUUGCCGUUGGUGGGAGAGGUAUCCCUUGCGUACAAUUCCGGUCAGUUUUUUGUGCGCGAAAUAUAAACUGUCGUUCACCCCACCAAUGCACCGUGCUGAAAAGAGAACGGGCAAACAAAUCAUAAUAUUUGUUACUUAUUGUUGUGCCAACAAUCUCUUAAUUAAUUAAAUAACAAUAACCGUUUAGUGGCUAUAACCGAAGCGGAGGAAUCAAAUACAAACACUAACAGCAAGUUUAAAGGCUGGUGCCAGUCGGCGGGGCAACAUACGCACAGAUCGGUAUUCAUUACGCGUGUGUGAUACACAGCAGCCGCCGCGCCGUCGAUCGUGUGAGCUGAGGAACGUGCGGUUUUCUUCGGUUCCUUCAAGGGUUGCGCUCGUGGCGGACAGUGUUGCUAGCUGGGAACGGUCGCGAUCUUGUGCUAGUCAGCUUAGCUCAAACGGGUGAAGUUUUGCCAUUGAUCACUCGUCCCGGUCCAGAUCGUAAUCGUCGAAGUUAGUGCAACCGAUAGCAACAGGUUUACCCCGUAGCUAGAGUGAUAUAGAAGAUCGUAUCCAGUCCAGUAUAAUGCUUGUCAGUGUGAAAAUGUCGCUUGGUUUAGUGUUGUUUAGUGUGCUGUUGGCGUCGUCUGCGAAGGGAACCGUAGCAGCUGAUUCCGUGUUAUUUGGUAUUCGAGAGCCUUGCAUGAACGAAGGUGAAGAGGUCAAAAUCGACAUGGCGUGCUUCAAAUGCAUUUGUAAGAACGGAUUCGUGGAGUGCGAGCAAGAAAGUUGUCCUGCAGUCGACGAUUGCUACUUCUACAACAAGAAGACGCCGGGGAAAUGUUGUGAUAGGUGUAUAGGGUGCUUGCAUGAAGGUCGAAUGAUAGACAGUGGUACAGAGUGGACUGAUCCUGGCGAUCCGUGCGAUCACUACAAGUGCGUCUCCGGAGUGAUAACGCGAUCGCGAAUAAAAUGCUACGCUCCCUGCUCGAAUCCACUAACCCUGAAGCACGGCCAGUGCUGCCCGGUUUGCUUAGGUUGUCAGCUCAACGGCCAACAGGUUACAGGCGAAGCCACUCUGAGCGAAGAUCCAUGCGUUAAGUGCACGUGUGAUGGUCGCAAACUGACCUGCAUGAAGAAAUCCUGCCCCGUACUGCAAUGUCCAGCUUCGAAACAGAUUCGACUGCCAGGGGAGUGCUGUGCCCGAUGUAAGGAGCGUCGGGAGGAGGUGAAGCGAAACCUUCAAACGCAUUGUAUCAUCGGGAAAGCAGUUCACUUAAAUGGGAAAACCUACUCGGCGGACCAAUGUGCAACCUGCGAAUGUCGCAACGGAACAUCGUACUGCGAAAAGAACACCUGCCCCCUGUUGGAAUGCGCCGUCGAUGACCAGGUUCAAGGACUUGCCGACUGCUGUCCAUCGUGUCCAACGCAGGCAGAAUUCAAGUCCACAUGUAGCGUCAGCGGAAAAGUGUACCAGAACGGUGAAACCUGGAGCUUAAGCGCCUGCGCAUCCUGUGAGUGUCGAUCUGGGGAGGUUCGCUGUGCGAAAAUCCAAUGUCCGAAACCCAAGUGUAAACCAAACGAAACAUUAAUCACUCCAAAGGAGCAAUGCUGUCCCAAGUGCGUCGAAAGUCCCGGAGUGUGCACGGUGUUUGGAGAUCCACACUACAAAACCUUCGAUGGGAACUUUUUCAGUUUUCAGGGGUCUUGUAAGUACCAACUGACGGCGGAUUGUAAGGAGCACAGUUUUUCGAUCAGGGUUACCAAUGAUGCCCGUUUGACAAAAUCGUCCUCGUGGACCAAGACCGUAACACUCAAGUUGGGCAACGUUAAGGUGAAUCUCGGCCAAAAAAUGCGAGUGAAAGUCAACGGGACGAGAAUCGAUCCACCGUACCAAUUAGGAAAUGUGCUAGAUAUUUACAAAAACGAUGAGGGAACAGAAGUAGUUGUAGCUACCGAACUUGGCAUCAAGCUAACCUGGGAUGGAAGUAAUUUUAUACAAGUAGAGGUUCCUACUAUUUAUAAGAACAAACUGUGCGGGCUUUGCGGAAACUACAACAGCAUAUUUCGGGACGAUUUAGUUUCGAGAAACAGCAUUAAUAUGACCGACAACGUAUGGAAGUUUGCUCAGUCAUGGUCGGUCGGAGGGGAAAAGGCUUGCACGCGACCGAGAAAGAAAGAACUUGCGGCAAAAAAUGCACAAUGCAAGACGAAGAAGUUUUUCACAUUUUGUAAAAUUAUUAAAACUGACGUUUUCGGAAACUGUAAUUCUCAGCUGAACCCGGAGCACUAUUUCGAAUCGUGUAAGUUUGAUAUGUGCGAGUGUCCCCACAAACAGUGCUAUUGUGACAGUUUAGCUGCGUAUGCACACGAAUGCCAACGGCAGGGCAUUCGCUUACCCAACUGGAGGCGAGAAACUAACUGCUAUCCUAAUGCAACGAACUCGCUUAUCUCACCUCACCAUCAUCUGCUGAUGCAACAGCAGCCACCACUGCGUGGUGGCAAGCAGCAGCAGCAGCACCACCAUCAACAACAAAACAAAAAUGCUAUAAUUAGGCCCAACCAGCGACAUCGGAAGAAACAGCGAAGGCCCAAACUGAUGCCAGAUUCGGGCUCCCGUAAAGCACCACCGCCUUUGUUUUCCUAGAGCACGGGCAGAACCAAUAAAACAUGACCAAUUAGGGCCGCUUUUAGGUUACGAGAGGUAAGCAAGAAGAAGUGUGAGGCGAAAGGCAAAGUCAGACGAAAUCGAGUGAUUGCACAUCUAGGAAAAUGCUGUUCUAGUUGAGUUUUAUUAAGCGAUUUUAACUUAAAUAUUCCCACACGUAACUUAUUGCUUUUGACUAGCUAGGCUAAGGACAGUUUUAGAGUUUAGUUGUAUGUUUUGACAAUUGAAUGCCAAAAGAAGAAAACUGAUCACUCUAAAAGCAGUGAAAGGAACGAAUGAAACUCACUAGCCGAUAGAAAAUCGUUCCCGUUUUGUACAUAUAAUUUUAGUCCGCUAGGAGAAUAGUCGCAUCCUAUUUGUAGGGGUUAUCAUUUUGUACAUUUGUUUUUAUACUUAGUGCGGUUUUAAUCUCCUAUUCUAUCGCUGUACAGAUUUUAAUUAGAGUUUUACUAAAUUUCAUCAGUAUUUAUUAUUCACCGAACAAUGUAGCUUUAAGAUUUAGUUUAACAAUACCAACUGAGAACAUUGAAAAGCUAAUUCAGUUGAAAUGGACAGGUUUUCGAGAAACGUGUAAACUGAUGUUAUUCAACAUGAAAUUUUUUAAGUGAAACACUAACGUAUAGUUUGGAACUAUGUUGGCUCGCGUUCAAUUAACUCGAUUACACUACUUGUUGCUCUUUUUGAUAAACCACCUCACAAACAUAAAUUUUGAUGUCAUUAAAUAAUACGGGAAGCAAGAUUGUUAUUUGAAAGUGGUCACGCGUUAUCCGCAUGUAGAUUGUUUACCAUGUCGCAAAAUACCGUGCUGCUCCAUCGCAGUAUUUUUCCUGGAGAACGCUUACCUAUUGACCACAAAUCGUUUCCUUGGAACUAGACCUGAGAACGACUUCAUCUGCACACACCUUGUAUACCCAAUUGUGUGCCGCCGCACAGGCACCAAACUGUGCCCGGUUGCGAUGAAUACGUGUAAAGUGUAAAUAAACCUCGUAAAGAAAACCUGUGGCGAUGACUCAGGCGGGGGGGUUAGCAGUUUGCUUAUUUCUCCUGCCAAUUUGUUGCCAACCCUGCGCGAAUCGAAACGUCGGGUUCGAAGUCCAUCUCUACUACUUCCGACUGGUUUAUUUGCUCCCGUCUGGUGCAAAGUUGAUGGCGAUCAUUCAACAGGUGUUUUGUGUUACUGAAAUGCUUUACUUUUCUUUACUCGCUCGCUACUAUGUGUUCUUAUUUUCCCAAUAAACUAGCCCCGUAGAUCGCACGCGCUACUGGCGUCGUUCGUUGAUGAUGCUAUUGCGGCGGCCUUUAUUCUUGGUGCCGCCCGAUUUCUAAACAUCGAAAGUGUUCUCCAGAAGGGUAGUGGAAUAGGUAUCAAAAGUUUGUUGCGCUUUUAUUUUCCUGGAAGAACGUGCACUCUGCGGAAAGUUGUUUAGUCUAAAAUAUAGAUGGAUUACUUUUUAGAACAGGUAAAUUAGACCAGGAAUCGUGAGUUGUAUAUCCUUAAAAUUUGCGUUCGAAUAGUCUGCCCGGUUCACGUUGGUAAAAAAUGUCUGACGCAAAUGUAGUACCAUCUUCACGUUCUUGGAAUUAGAAAAUUCGUUCAAACUUUUCUCAUCCAUCUGUGUUUUUUGCAUUAAAACGCUUCAUUUCAAUCGAUGGUUGAUUUUGUAUCAUUAUUUUGAACGCUAGCUCUGUUAUUCAUAGAGAGAAAAUUUCAAGAAUUUUUUGAAAGGUAAAAGUGUCUACUAUAAUAUGUAAAACUGGGUUUUCGAUCCGCGCAUUAAAAAAGGUUUCUACCUGAGACGCGUGUCACAGGUAGAAACCUUUUUAUGGCAUUAUGCACGUUCCCAGAAUGCUUCGCGUUGCACUCUAUAUGUGUACAGGUCUCGAGAGAGUAUUUCAUGCUUUGAUCUGUAGAGGGCACCACUGCUGCCAUGGCCGAACUGCGUCUGCUUGUAGCGUAUCUGAAUAGUUAGUAUGCCGGUGCUGUACAUGCAAGCCUAUCGCGUGCCCGUGUUUUCUCUUUCUCGUAACUAUGCGAUUUUUUAAAGGGCACUCGCGGGGCCGCAAAAGGCGCAGUAGUCGACCCUUAUCGACUAUUCCCCAUUCAAGGGGAAUUAGUUUACCACCGAAUAUGUGAGCAUGUCCGCGAAGAAGUUGAAAACUACGAGGACAUUGAACUGGACUACCCAAGAUCGCAUAGUUGUCCCGUUUUCUAUGGGAUUUCCUAUCUUUAUGGGACUGAUAUGCGAUCAUGGGCAGUGGACAUCAGUUAUGUGACAUGCACUAUCUUCAGCUUCUUAAGUAACUGCUUGGCUUUCAAAUCCUGCGGUGAAGACGUGACAUACAACCGCGUAUCUGGAACAAGAUUAGCCUUCAAAAUCGUGGCGAAGUGCCAGUGCAACACGCGGUAUGUAGGUUUGAGUCCCACUAUUGGUAGUUCGUAUUGUAUUAUCCUACAAUAACUAAAGAACUUAACUUCUCUGAACACACUUGGACUUUCGGAUAAGGAACUACACUCGGUAAACUGUCAGUUGUAAAAGAGACCAGCUCUCGUAUAGAGUUUGUGAUAUUGUAGAGUCCCGUACAGAGGGAUGCCCACUGCACAGCAUAAAAUUAUGCCUAUUUUUAUGUUCUUGGCACCCACAAUUUUUGCUAUAACUUUGAAAGACUUCGACCGAGUUACAAUCCAUACCGAGUAAAUUGAAAACUUACCGAUUCGUGGUUUACUGCACUUGUUUAUAAUGAAGAGCAUUGUAAUGUAAUUUAUUAUACAAUGUUACAAAAAAGUAUAAUAAAUUCAAUAAAGUGCCUUGUUUAGUCGAUUGAAAUAUUUUGCCAUAAUAUAGUUUUUAUCAACACUAAUACUUCUCGUUCAUGUUCUCCGAAAGAAGAAUUUUUGUUUACUUUGCACGAUAGGUAUCCAUCUGACAGUUCGAGUGGUAGAUUUUGCUUCACUCUGAGCGGGCCUUUAAACAUAACCAACGCCUUUGCUCUCGUACAUUCGAUUCUAUUUAUGUUUACAUUGCUCGACUUUUCGGACACUUCCAAAGAACCAAUCGAUUUUUAUCGUUGCUUUGCAAAGUCAGCCUUAGUGAGAACUCCAUGACGUUUUUGUACGCUGUCAGCAUUCCAAUACUAGUACGUUCGCUCGAGUUUCGACUCUCCAUCUUCCUCUACCAUGAAAGUACUCGCAUUUCCUGAUAACGUUGGUGCGGAUAGGCUCUUGGCGUAAGUCGGUAUCCUAAAAUUUGGAUGGUCGCACAAAACACUAUUUCAAUUUCUACACACGUUCCAGUGGCAUUGGCAGCACCUUACCUUUCAUAACCUCGUUGUGCUUUCGUCGAACUACUUUCUUCUGCUCUAUCUCGGACCCUCACUUGGUACGUGUAUAGGGCUCGAUCUUUGAGCUUUAACUCUUAACUUUUCUCUUACUUCUUGUAUCCAUCUAUUACUUCGCCACUUAGCUCUUGUCCCCGUGAGCCAUUUAGUUGGUGAUUCCAUGAGCCAUUUAAGCCCAGCCUCAUCACGGUCUACUCGAUGGUCCCGGCGGUGAACUCACCCUACUCCUAUUGAGAGUUCCCCGAUGGAGGAAUUUCAUCGAAUACCAAUACCCGUUUCCUUGAGCCUUAUUGAGAUCUCUCCGGAUAUUAUCCGGCUGCGAACUACUAUAUUCCAACUGUGAAUUCCCUGGCAGCGAAAUUUCUCUCGGCACCCAUAACUAUCGUGAGCCUCCUUUUUGUCACGAUAUAGUCGGAUAGACAAAUGCGGUGCAUCUGCGAAGAGUUCCCCGGCUACUUUCAUGGCUGCUUCGCCGCUUUCUCUGCAACUUGGAGAGUUUACUAGUAAAUGUUCUGUUGACAGCAUCCCAGUAUGCUAGUUAUGGCACAUCUCAUCGACUAUCAACUGCCAUACUAGGCAACCCCUUCAAACUUAUUCGAACCUAGGGCAUUCGAAGACCACGUGCUCCAUCUUUUCUCGUACGUUAAUACACUUCGGGCAAAGGGGUGAUGAAGCAUAUCCAAACCAACUCGGAUACUUUCAAAAGCAUCCGUACCCAGACAAAAACUGCGUUAAAUGGAAGUUAACCUUGCCAUACUUCCUAUGCACCCACACCACCGUAUUUAGGAUGAGUCGAUGGGACCUUCCUUUCUCCGCUUUAUACAACUCUUGCUGUCAUUUAGCCAACGAGCCCGUUCUGAUCAGUUUCCUUGCAUUUCGUGUAUUACUCUGCUGGUAGCAUAUAUUGGAAGAGUCCUCAGCCAGAGUAAUGCCGAUUGGAAUCAUCCCAGCAAUGACGCAUAUCACCUUUAAUGAUCUCAUUAUGUACGCGCUCACGACACGAACAGCCAUUAGGUGAAACAUGCUUGUCAACUUCGUCCGGUUCCGCUUUGAAUUCGUCAUACCUUAGUAUUAGGGAUGAGUAAGCUGACCAACUCUGACGAAAAAAUCCGUACACUAUGAAAACCGUUUGCCUGAGCGUGAUGAACGAUUUCGCUUCGUUGCGGUAUGGUGUACGGAUUUUUUCGUCGGAGUUGGUCAGCUUAGGGAUGAGGCACCCGCUAGGAGAUGUCUCAUGCUGCAUCUUGAUCAUCGACCAUCACACCCAGGUACCUCAGCGCACGCAUCGAUGGAAUUGAGUGUCCGCUAACACUGACACGACACGCUGGAUGUUUUAGAUUGCUGGCCAGCAUGUCUAUUGUAUCUGCCGUCAACAUCUGCACUUCCUCGAGGGUCUCGCAGGUUAUUGUCUGGACAAAUUCAUCUGUAAAGGCGACUCCCCUGGCCAAUUACAGUGUUAGGGCCGAGUAAGGUGUCCUGAGGUACUCCCGCCGUUUCCCUAAUCAACCUUUGCCUAAUCUUUGUCUCGUAGACUAGUACUUGGUUAUGAAAGUAACUUUUCAGAACCUUGCAGAAAUAGUUCGGGAUCCGCAUUCUGUGAAACGCUAUGGCGAUAGCCAACUUCAAUGCUUUCUCGGCGCUCGUGAUGAUUGUGCGGAUGGAGCCCACUGUCGAGAUCUCUUUCCAGAAUCCGAACUACCUCUGCGAUAGUCCGUUCUCACUUUCAGCUUAGUUCGUCAGCCUGUUGUGGAUUGCAGAAGCUUACCAAGACUACCCAGCAGGCAUAUUGGCAGAUACGAUGCAGGAUCUCCUGGUGGCUUCCCUUCGUUCUGACAGCAACACCAGCUUCUGGAUUUUCCAUCUAUCCGGAUCGGUAGCUUUCUUCGCUUUCUGCCCUGUCGUCACUGUAAGGAGCUUGUCGUUGAAGAUUCGAUUCCAACGUCCGCAUCAACAUACGGUGUAGGUGGCCAUGUGGUUGGGUCGCCCUCAACGAUAAUUUUCAAUUCGUCAACGCUCAUUUCAGUAUCAUGGCCCCAGGGGUAAGCGUCUUCUUCUCUGCACAGCUUUUUGUAGCAGGUGGACAUACUAAGCACUAUCUUGCGUUUAAAAGUGGUCCUAGCCGCCAGCAUUAUCACAUUCUCUCUGACUGCCUCAGAUCUUGCUCACUGAAAGCGUCUUCUGGAUUAUGGGCAGGCAGCACGAAGAACGCUGAGCCUUUCAUUCCACCAAUACGCCGGACUCCGGCAAUUCCUCGGCUCCAUUUUCCUCGGCAUUAUGAAGUCACACGCCCUCGCUAAUGUUUCCGACAGCUCAUCGGCAUUCGAAAUUAAAGCGAGGCUGUCAGCACGAAGUGCUUCCACAAAAAGGACCUUAUCGAAGUCCUUUAUUUUCCACUUCCUCUCACCAGUCCUCACUCUUGGCGUUACAAUGCGAUUCCACCGUCCAAUGGUUUAGUGAUACACCUGGUAGUCGCUAUGCGUGUACUGCUAACUAACUCGUCAAUUCAUGUUAUCCAUCAGCGACGCACUGCAGAAUGUUACGUCGAUAAUGGAUUCCGAGCCGUCUUUACGAAAUGUGCUAGCGGAACCUUUAUUGCAAUUGCAAACAAAUUAGUGCAUGAAACUGAACCGUUAAACGGGGAAACAAGACACCGAAUAGUGCUGAAAUUAUCACAAUAUUAAACUUUGAUUAGCUAAGAACAAAUAAUUUCUCAAAAGACAUUAUACUUGGAUUACGGCAAUGAGAGUCAAAGGAGACAUAAAUGGGAGAUAGAAAUGAAGGUAGAAAACUACAAAAAUGGUAAGUUUUUAGUACACAUGUGUAUGUUAUAUAUACAAAUUGAACCAAUAUACUUAAUACGCGUCGAUUUCCUGCUUAAAUGGAAUCGAAAGUCUUACUGUAAUGUUAUAAUCCAAUUGAUACAAACAUUACAGUAAGGCGGGGCUAGUUGAUGGAACGAUGACCUCGGAACAUGUCUGGCACUGUACACGAAAUGGGUCAUCGGAAAGUCAAUUGAGCUAACACCUUCCUAAAUCCGUGAACCAAGUUAUUUGCAUGAAUGUUUAAAUACAUGCAAACAUCUUUCUUCUGUAAAUCGCUACCAGCUAGUGGGAGAUAGGAUGGUUAACACACACACACAUUAUACUUGGAUUACGGCAAAAAUGUGUUUCACCCUCUUCUGGACGACGGCCAUUCAAUUGUCUCGUAUAUUUUCUUCAUUUCUUACAUGUCACUUAAUAUCUCAAAUAUAAUCAAGUUUUUCAUUCGAUCAAUAAGUUUCUCGCAAACCUGUACUAAUCUGAGUAAUACUACGCGUUACUUACAAGAGAAUAAAAAUCAUACAAAAAGUAUUAUUACCUGACGAAAAUAGCACAAUUUAUAAUUCCCAUAUAAGAUCAUACGUAGCAAACAAGAUUUUAUUUGUUGUUAUACAGAAUGUUCGCGGAAUUCAAAGCAGGAAAAUAUAUGUAGUGCGUAAGUAUAUUGAAGCGCAUCAAACGAACUGCUGCUAUACCGAAUUAAAUCAUCCUAGCUCUCUCGAAAUUGUAUUUUAAUAUCCACUACAUACAUAAUUGCGCAAACAAAACCCAGUCAUUGCACGGAAUAGUAUUAAACGACUCAAAUUACAGCCGAAAAUCGAAACGCUACUCAAAUUCACAAAAUCUUCAUGUUUUCUUGCAGAUGCAAUUUUUGAAAGUAAGCAACCUUUACAUUCCAUCUCAUUUUUCAGUCAUAUGUAUACAAUUAAAAGUUUAGAAUAGUACAAUUGUCGUCGAAACGACGUGUGAACAAAAGAUUACUUACAACUAUUUUGGACAAUAAGAAAUCACCAAAAUUGAUGACUCAAAUACCAGUAAAAAAGUGAAUAUGAUAAAUUCCCAGUGAACUUUAACAGCGAUCAACUUCAAGUGCCAACUCCAAAAUCGAGAUUAUCUAGAACUAAAACAGAACUAGCGCAGAAUUCAUCCCUUUAGUACUGUCAAAUAAAAAUAGAAACCGUUAAUUUCUGUAAAUCAUUUAAAAAUCGAUUAACUACCAACAUUAAUCGCCAGUGGUUGUCUACCAGUCCUUAUCAUAAAAUAUAUACCAGAAUUCACUAGCAUCACAAACACAUGCACACACAAAUUGUUUCAGCUUAGCCAAACAGUUGAUUUAUAUUCUCGCCUAACGCAAACAUGCAACGAAUAAACGAUUGAAUCAAACUGGCAACCCAGAAACUUAUCGGCGAGUCUAAUUUGCUUCAUGAUCAUAAUGCCACUAUUAUUGUUGAUUCGAGCAACGGAAAAAUGAUCUCUUGAUAUAAAACAAUGUAAUAUUUUUAGUGAAUGCCUAUAGCCAUGUAAGAGGAAGUUGAAUGAAAAUUUUGCAAGCAGAACACGGUUUAACAAAGCAAGCAGUGCAAGAAUAUGCCCGGUAUUUGGUUGGAAAACAUAUACACAAAACUACACACAGAGAUUCUGUACCAGUAAACGAGGAAAAUUAAGAGUAUAUGAAGUAAACUAGCGUGUAUGAGCAGAAUAAAUAAAAGAAUAAACUACCGUGAUUUAGAAUUUGUUAGUAAAACGAUUGCAUUGUUCCUAUGUUAUAUUUGUGCGCAAAGAAUAAGAUGUUAAUAGCGGUGAACUUUAUGUGUAUGAAAAAGUAAAACUGUAUUGAAAAUAUUUAAUUGAUGAGCAGUGAAUAAUAAAAAAGGACACACGAAUAGUA
Topomyia yanbarensis is the source of this 11444-nucleotide messenger RNA. RefSeq names its product BMP-binding endothelial regulator protein (gene cv-2). Lineage: Eukaryota; Metazoa; Arthropoda; Insecta; Diptera; Culicidae. Gene Ontology annotation, molecular function: protein binding. Bases 1320 to 3380 code for a protein of 686 amino acids. The record is from RefSeq and is a predicted model, not a curated record. The transcript is spliced from 7 exons.